AAAUCAAAACUUAGCCACAAUUCCAACACAAAAACACAGCAAGAAAAUCAACUAUGGAGUUUUUCAACAAGGCCAAAGUUGUUAGACUCCGAAGCCACCUUGAUAAGUACUUAAUCGCAGACGAAAACGAAGAAACAGUCCGGCAAAGCCGAAAUGCGACUUCCCGGAAAGCCCAAUGGGCCGUUGAGUUUCCAGAUGGACAGAAUCACAUUAUCCGACUCAAGAGCUGCUACGGUCGAUACCUCACCGCCUCCGACGUGCCUUUCCUACUCGGUGUUACCGGUAAGAAGGUAAUUCAAACUGUUCCGGCGACAAAUAUGAAUACUUCCAUUGAAUGGGAGCCUAUAAAAGAAGGGUUUUUUGUGAAGCUGAGGACAAAAUCGUCAGGUAAAUUUUUGAGAGCCAAUGGGGGGACGCCACCUUGGAGGAACACGGUUACGCAUGAUGUUCCUCACAGGACAGCGACGCAAGACUGGGUUUUGUGGGAUGUGGAUGUGAUAGAUGUGUCUCUAUCGGCGUGUGAGUCGUUGCCGAGUUAUGUAUCGCCGGUGUCGAGCUUUUCUUCGAGCAUUCGGUCGUUGUCGAUAGUCUCUGAUGGAUCUGGGCAUUCCAGCUUUUCAUCAAGUCGAGAUGAUAUUGCAGAUUCCAAAGCCCGUUCGUUGUCGGUAGUCUCUAAUAGAUCUGCACAAGCAAGUGGAAAACAGAAUGGAAUGGUGUUUUUCGACAAAGCGAAAGCCGUGAGACUGGAAAGCCACUUCGGAAAGUACCUAGUGGCUGAUGAAGACGAAGAAACAGUCCGGCAAAGCCGAAAUGCGACUUCCCGGAAAGCCCAAUGGGCUGUUGAGUUUCCAGAGGGACAGAAUCACAUUAUCCGACUCAAGAGCUGCUACGGUCGAUACCUCACCGCCUCCGACGAGCCUUUCCUACUCGGUGUUACCGGUAAGAAGGUAAUUCAAACUGUUCCGGCGACAAAUAUGAAUACUUCUAUUGAAUGGGAGCCUAUAAGAGAAGGGUUUUUUGUGAAGCUAAGGACAAAAUCGUCAGGUAAAUUUUUGAGAGCAAAUGGGGGGACGCCACCUUGGAUGAGAGCCAAUGGAGGCACACCGCCUUGGAGGAACUCUAUAACUCAUGAUGUUCCUCAUAGAACUGCCACUCAAGAUUGGGUGCUGUGGGGAGUAGAUGUUGUGGAUAUAUGUAUAUCGGAUCAUGUGGAUUCGUUGUCCAGAAACAUAUCGUCGGCAUCAAGCUUUUCUUCCUCGGUCGAUGAUUUCACAGGGUCUCCAGACACCGGUUCGCCGUCGGUUGUCUCCGGCGGAAGACAGAGUGGAAUGGAGCUCUUCCACAAAGCCCAAACCGUUCGGCUCCGAAGCCACCACGACAAGUUCCUCUUAGCAGAAGAAGACCAAGAAUCGGUCUGCCAAGAUCGCCACGGCUCCAUCAAGAGAGCCAAAUGGACAGUCGAGUUCGUCGAUGGCAUCGACACCGUAAUCCGAUUAAAGAGCUGUUACGGCAAAUACCUCACAGCCACAGACGAGCAGUACCUUCUCGGCGUGACUGGACGGAGAGUUUCUCAAACGCUUCCCAAAAAAUUGGAUUCGAAGGUCGAAUGGGAGCCGCUUCGAGAUGGGUUUCAGGUUCGCCUCAAAACGAGGUACGGAAACUACCUUCGCGCAAAUGGGGGGUUACCGCCGUGGAGGAAUUCGAUCACGCAUGAUAUUCCUCAGAGGCAUACAGAUUGGAUAUUGUGGGAAGUUGAUGUUGUUGAGAUUCGUCCUGACCCACCAACUCCAUCCGAUUCUGUGUCUCCCUCUCAACCCAUCUCGCCUUCUUUCUAUCUUAGGUCUCCCAAAUCUUCUAAACUCGAGUUAAAUGAUUCUGGAUCGCCCAUGAAGUCUGAAGGCCGGAUUAUAUACUAUAGUGUUGUGGAUGAUGAUGAUGGGAAAAUUGAAGAGGGUAAGGAAGAGCCUUCUUUUCAUUUUAAAGGGCUUGGUUUGGAGGAAUUGACUGAAAAGUUGGAGGAAGAAACAGGGUUGGAGGAUGUUAUUGUGUGUUUGCGCAAUCCAUGGAAUGGAAAGCUUAGCCCACUCCGGUUAGAUCUUCCUCCCAACAAUACAACCAUGCAUAUUGUUGUAGUUCCGUCUGCAUCCAAAGCGGCAAGUGAAUUUGCACCAGACACUUCUACUUCAUGAUCUGGGUUGUAUAGCACCUGUGUACAAUAUAUGCUCCAACAGUGUUCAGUACAUUUGAUCCCAAACCAGCUUGCACUUGCAAAUAACCAGAGGAGUGAAACUUUGAGUCAAUUUUGUUUCAUUGAUUGAACUGUGAGAGAAAGGAAUGAAAUCAUUUUGUUGGACACAAGCUGUGACUAGUUUUGAUUACCUUAUAUGAAGUUAGUAAGCUGCUGAGAAUGGCAUAUUGUAUUUUAUUCAGAAUAAAAUUCUCAUUUCUCUUCUUGGGUUUUUACUUCAACGUAGAUAAGCAACAUAUGUUAUUGAAAAAGUCCGUGGUGCCAAACUUAUGUAGAAUUUUCUGGGUGGGAGUUUGUGUGGAGAUUCAAUUUGUAUAGUGUGGGGUCCAUAUGUAGAAUAAAUCUAAACCACAAGAUAAUAAUUUUGGAUAA
This is a messenger RNA of Camellia sinensis, 2620 nucleotides long. RefSeq lists its product as uncharacterized. The record is from RefSeq and is a predicted model, not a curated record. Lineage: Eukaryota; Viridiplantae; Streptophyta; Magnoliopsida; Ericales; Theaceae.